Messenger RNA from Exophiala bonariae, 2619 nucleotides. RefSeq lists its product as uncharacterized. Gene Ontology annotation, molecular function: zinc ion binding; DNA-binding transcription factor activity, RNA polymerase II-specific; DNA binding. Bases 1 to 2619 code for a protein of 872 amino acids. Lineage: Eukaryota; Fungi; Ascomycota; Eurotiomycetes; Chaetothyriales; Herpotrichiellaceae. The transcript has 2 exons. The record is from RefSeq and is a predicted model, not a curated record. Gene Ontology annotation, biological process: regulation of DNA-templated transcription; DNA-templated transcription.
AUGCUCUCUCGAAUCCCUACCCAGACGCAUAACGCUUACCCCGACUAUCACGACUAUACACAACGCCCCGAACUGAUCACCUCGGUCAAAGCCCCCCAGCAACUCUCCUCCGGCGUCCAACAAGAUCAUCAGACGUUCAAGACCGAGAAUCUGCAAGCUGGUCGCAAGAGAAGAGAUUCCGAGGUUGAUGGCGACGAGUCUGCGGAGGCGGCAGGCGUUCGCCGUCGCAUAAGUCGAGCAUGCGAUCAAUGCAACCAACUUCGCACCAAGUGUGAUGGCAAACAACCUUGUGCACAUUGCACCGACAACUCUCUUGCCUGUGAAUAUGCCCGAGCUCACAAGAAACGUGGCCGCGCGCCUAAGAAGGAGACUGAUCAAAUGGACGAUCCGACUUUCUCAAACUCGAACAUGAACCACCUCCCUCAGCCAAAUACAAUGCCUCAACUGGGGAGCAGGAAGUAUUCAAAUACAACUUCUUACGCCGGUCAAGACCUUCUAGGAGAUAGCCAUGCUCUUCCUUCGAACAACACCCCUCCAUCCGCCACCUUCGAUCCGAACCAUCAGAAUGCAUUUUUCACCAGUUUCGAUCCUUCUUCUGGGUUGAACAUGCCUGCGCCCGGUCAGAUGCAUGACAUCGACCAGUCUUUGGUGCCUCAGAUGAACCAAGCUCGAGCCAUGGAUUUCUCGGUUUCGAAUCAGGCAUUCUCGACGCAGGGGCUCGACUCGAUGCACGUUCAAGGCGUCAACACCGGUUUCGGAUUUCCGCUUGGAGAUGAUUAUUCAGUGGCAUUCAUGGGCAAGGCUCCCAUGGUGGAAUCCCCAGACUGGCUAUCUCUCACAUCCCCAUUAUUUGUUACCGAACCUCUUCCCAAUCAGCCGAGAAUUACCGACACUUUGAGAUACCCUGUGCUCCGACCACUACUUCCACAUAUCGAGUCAAUCAUUCCACAAAGUCUAGCUUGUGAUCUACUGGAGCAAUACUUCACCAGCACCACCUCGGCCUAUUUAAGACCGGCUAAUCCGUACGUGCUGGGCUAUAUCUUCCGUAAAAAAUCACUACUUCACCCCACCGAUCCUCGACCAUGUACGCCAGCUCUACUUGCAAGUAUGCUUUGGACGGCGGCGCAAACAAGCGAUGCAGCCUUCUUGACCACCAACCUUGAUGCCCGUGGGCGCAUCUGUCAAAAGCUACUCGAACUGACGAUAAACAUGCUCAAACCGCUCAUUCAUAGCCAUCCAAAUACCUCUGCUGUGACACCGAAUCCCAACUACCCCCAAAUGAUAUCCAGCGAUGCAGGUCUGGGUGCUUUGGUGGUACCCACGCAUUCGCCUGGCAGUGCAAUCGAACGCUCACAAAUUGACAACCUCGCCACAUACAUCCAUCUGGCAACGGUCGUUUCUGCCAGUGAACGGAAAGCCGCAAGUCUGCGAUGGUGGAAUGCAGCGUGGUCCUUGGCCCGCGAAACUCGUCUUGGACGCGAACUCCCACCAAAUUCAACUGAGCAGGAUGGGGAGGAAGCCGGGAAAAACUCAGGCGAUAACCAGGGGAAUGACGGUCGAAAGAAUUCGGUCGAUGAGAACCGCCGCAAGGCCGUCGGUUAUGUUUCGGAAGAAGAAAGGGAAGAACGACGCCGAACAUGGUGGCUCCUAUACAUGCAAGACCGUCAUCUUGCGCUAUGUUACAAUCGACCCAUGUUCUUCCUCAACAAGGAGUGUGAAGGCCUCCUCCAGCCAAUGGACGACGAAGCUUUCCAAGCUGGGAGAUUCGACAAGGCUUCCGACCCGGCUCAUCGCCGUCGUGGAUUGAACAUUGAAUGCACAUCCCACAGCGUUUUCGGCUACUUUUUGCCUUUGAUGGUGAUACUCGGGGAAAUCCUCGAUCUCAACCACGCCCGCAACCGACCUCGAUUCGGCCCGAGAUCUCAUCAGCCCAAGAGCUGGGACGAAGCUACCGACGAAAUCACGCAGCAGCUGGAAAUGUACGGCCAGAGUCUGAAAGAUUUUGAGGCAUCCAAUGGGCAUGUAGACACCAGUCAUAAUGAGGUCGUCACGCCCUCCGUGGUUUCGGCAGGCACCAAUGACUCACACAGCGCCUCCGAGCUCGCCUUGCAGACCAAGACGGUGGUCGCAUAUGGAACGCAUAUCAUGCAUGUCCUCCAUAUAUUAUUGACCGGCAAAUGGGACCCAAUCGCAUUAUUGGACGACAAUGACCUAUGGAUAUCAUCCCUAUCAUUCGUCACCGCUACCGGCCAUGCCGUUAGUGCAGCUGAAGCUGUUGCCGAAAUCAUCGAGGACGAUCCAGACCUGAGCUUCAUGCCCUUCUUCUUUGGAGUUUAUCUACUCCAAGGUAGUUUCCUGCUCCUAUUGUUUGCAGACAAAUUGCAAGGCGAUGUCUCUCCCGAUGUGGUCAAGGCUUGUGAAACGAUUGUUCGCGCACACGAAGCGUGUGUGGCCACGUUAGAUACUCAAUACCAGCGAAACUUCCGAAAAGUCAUGCGCUCGGCGCUGCAGCAGGUUCGAGGUCGGAUCCCGGAAGAUGUGGCAGAGCAACAACACUGGCGUCGUGAAGUGCUCGCGCUUUAUCGGUGGACUGGCGAUGGCACUGGUCUUGCUCUUUGA